AUGAAGAUUAAUUUGGUUGAUAUUUUUCUUUAAGAUGAAUAUAUAUAUAUAUUGGAUCAUGAGAAUGGAGUAAAAAGAGUGUUUUUAGAAGAUAAUAAAAUAGAUAAUGAUUUUUAUAUAAACCAAACUGGUUGCUAAUUAAUUUCGAUUUUUAAGGAUUCUGCAAUUUUAGUGUAGCAGAAUCAACAAAGAUCAAUAAUUUAUGAAGGAAUUAUUAACAAUAAAAGUUGGACUCUAUUACAAAGUAAAUAAAUAUCCAAAAAGAUAAUAAAAAAUAUUAAACAUCUUUAACAUUAUGCCUUAUUAUUGAGUAAUCCAAUCAAUAAUAUUCAUAGAAAAUAUAUGAUUGAAUAAUAUACGGAUAAAUAAAUUCUAUAAGGGUAUAAAUUAUUUUAAAUAAUAAGUGAUGACUUUUAUCAAAUGGAUUUUCUAGGAAUGGAGAAUUUAGAUUCAAAUUAUCUGAUAGGAAUUUUUAAAUAUGGAAUAGCUUUAUAUUAUACAAUGGAAAAACCAAGCACUAUUGUUUGUUCUGCAUAAAUACCAUAAAUUAAUAGAAUUAAAGUAAAUUUUUAUAUUAUGAGAUUAGAUUAAAUUGAUUAGUACUUAAUGUCCAAACUAGAAUCAAACAGAUUUAUUGAAUUAUUGUUCAUCUGAACUUGAAUAUGUAUUCGAAGUUCGUGGAGCUUUAAUGAAUGAAUUUUAAGAGCGAAUCUUUAUUUAUUUAUGUAUAGGAGCAAGUAUAAUUGUUUGGUUGUUGGUGGUCUCGAUUAUUUAUAUAAUAAGAAGAUAUCAAAUGAAAAAAAAUUAAAUCAAUGAAAUGAAAAUGAAGAAAAUAAAACCUAAAUGA
Paramecium sonneborni is the source of this 847-nucleotide messenger RNA. The record is from the annotation of a GenBank genome assembly. Lineage: Eukaryota; Ciliophora; Oligohymenophorea; Peniculida; Parameciidae.